AUGCAGGAAAUUUGGCUACGGGAGCUAGGCUGGGAUCAGCCACUCCCCACCGACCUGGUGACCAAGUGGCAAGAGUUCUUGAAAGGGUAUCCGACCCUGAGGGAAAUUCGUAUUCCGAGAUGGGUGCGUUUCCAUCCUGCUGCCAAGGUGCAGUACCAUGCGUUUUGCGAUGCGUCGCAGGACGCAUAUGGGGCUUCUAUUUUCGUCCGAGUCGAAACGGCUGACGGCUGUUGUGCCCAUUUGCUGGCAUCAAGACCAGAGUCGCUCCUGUCAGGUCCAUCUCCAUACCCCGCCUGGAGUUUUCUUGCAUGGCUAGGCAAGCCAGCAUGCACCUGGACGACAUUCGUGGCCAACAGGGUCGCAAAGAUCGAACAGCGCACCAACGAAAGCAAAUGGGGCCAUGUACGAUCCGAAGACAAUCCUUCUGAUCUGGCAAGCCGGGGCGUCUCGCCCCAAGAGCUUAAGGACAGCACACUUUGGUGGCACGGGCCGGCUUGGCUGCCACUCAAGCAGGAGCAGUGGCCGAGUCAACCACUGCUUAAUCCGGAAACCAAGAUGGAGCAACGGCCUAUCGAAUGUCACAGUGCCACAGUGCCGCCAGCAGUGGAUAUCCUAGAGCGUUUUUCAACCUUCGACAGGGCGCUGCGGGUUCUAGCAUACGUGAUCCGUUUUGCGAAAAAUUGCAAAAAGGAAGAUAUACCCCCAUCGUCAGCACUCACUUCGGCGGAGUUGUCCGACGUGCAAGAGCGGUUAAUCGUGUUCACUCAACAGAACGAGUUUCCCGUCGAAUAUAAGGCUUUAAGUAACAAGCUGCAAAUUCCAUCCUCAAGUACAAUUUCUAACCUAAACCCCUUUCUUGACAGAAAGGGGGUCUUGGAGCUAGCGGCCGUUUACAAGCAUCUGACAUGCUCAGUUAUGAUGAAAAACAUCCUAUCAUCAUCCCAGCGCGAUAGAUCGGUGAAACAAACAAUUCACUCGUGCCGAGUUUGUGUCAUCCACAAGAAGAACCUGCAGAGGCAGUUGAUGAGGGAAUUGCCCCGGGCGAGAUCCUCUUUCUCGAGGCCAUUCACUCAUACAGGCAUGGAUUUCGCGGGGCCAUUUGACAUCAAGAGUUAUGUCGGUCGAGCCUGCAAAAUCACAAAGGGAUACGUCUGCGUUUUUGUUUGCUUCAGUACCAUGGCCAUCCAUCUCGAAGCGACGUCCGACUUGACGACAGAGACAUUUUUAGAUGCCUUUUCUCUUUUUUCUGCUCGCCGUGGGUGUCCACAACAUGUCUACUCUGACAACGGGAAAACGUUUGUCGGAGCCUCUACGUCCUUAUCCAGAGACUUUAUGGAGUCAACCAGAACACUGAUCCUCUCCAAACACAGCCUUCAGAACUUGGCCUGGCAUUUCAACCCUCCUGGCGCGCCUCACAUGGGAGGGCUCUGGGAGGCGGGUGUGAAAAGUUUCAAGGCUUACUUCUACAAGUACACAGCAGCAGGGAAGUACCCCUUCGAAGAACUGGCUACCCUCCUUGCGAAAAUUGAGGCCUGUUUAAACUCCAGGCCUAUUUCGCCAAUGUCCGAAGAUCCCACUGACCUUGUGGCUCUUAGCCCCGGACAUUUUCUAAUCGAUGGACCACUUCUUGCGGUAUCGGAGCCUCUGAUUGAGGAAAAUCCUAUUUCCAUCAUCAAUCGGUGGCGAAGGUUGAAGGCCCUGCAUCAGCAGUUCUGUGUGCGUUGGAAGGAGGAAUAUCUGAAGGAGCUCCACAAAAGGAACAAAUGGAAGUUCCCAUCGCGAGAUCUCCAAGCGGGAGACAUGGUUGUGAUCAAGGAGGAGAGCUUGCCAGCCAACGAAUGGCGGCUUGGGCGUAUCCAGUUGGUAUGUCCGGGCGCCGACGGCAAGAUCCGUGUAUACAAUGGCUCCAACGACUCACCAAAAUCCUCGUCGCUCAUCAGGGAGCAAUGUAUACAGAUGCCGAGUCUGCAGGGGAGUCCACGCUCUGAGGGUUUGCCAACGGUUUCUUCAACUGCCAUCGGUGAAGCGGCUCCGCGUGGUACUAAUUAA
Molecule: messenger RNA, 2049 nt
Organism: Drosophila kikkawai
Lineage: Eukaryota; Metazoa; Arthropoda; Insecta; Diptera; Drosophilidae
Biological process (GO): DNA integration
Molecular function (GO): nucleic acid binding
Source: RefSeq, a predicted model, not a curated record